UUUUUUUUUUUUGCUUUUAUUCAUUAAUUUAAUUGGAGGAUAAUUACUUUAGAAAAUUGUGAGGGUUUUUGCCAUAUAUCAACAUGAAUCGGCCACGGGUAUACAUAUGUCCCCUCCUCUUUGCCUUUUAAAACACUUGUAUGAAAAAAUAAAACAAAGAAAAAACCACUUGUAUGUAGGGAAUGUGUCUGUGAACAACAAAGACUCUGUCCUGCAACCUGCUCUUUUACUCAGCAUUUUGUUCUGAGCUCUCCCCCUGUCUGUACAAAUAGAUAUGAGGCAUUCAGUUGAACUAUUGCAUCAUAUCCCAUCAAGUGGCUAUAACACGUUUCAUUGAUCCAUUCUCCCGAUAAACAUUUAGGACAGUUGUUCCCAGGUUUUUAUUCUUACCAACGAACGCUGGCAUGUUGAAUAACACCAGAACGGGCGGUCAUUUUAGUGGAACGCUCUGAAUUGCUUGUGAGCGCUUCUGCUGCGUGAAAAUGCCAGAGGAACUAAAUUGAAAGGGACAUCGAACCUUUAAUUUGGACCUUGAGUCAGGACUGAGUUUUGCAACCAUCCAAGGACAGGCGGCGUCAGGCAGCCCUUGUGAGGUCUUAAGCCCCUCCCCGGAGCGCUGUCACCCAGCUGGGAGACUAAACACUCUCCAAGGGUUCCAGCGAAGUCAGGCGCCAAAGGGGUAAAAUGUUUGGGAAGAAUAUGAUGUAUGUCACAAAAAGCAUCUCAAGUAGUCUUUGGGAAAGCCAGAACUUCAUUGGUUUUCCUGUAGUUCGGUACAUCCAGGUGGAGUGGCGGUGGGAAAGGAACACAGUCCCCAGUCUUUAGGGCGGGCCCCGAGCAGCGGUCUCUGGGGAGGCGGGGGCGGAAGGGGGGUCCCCCGAACGAGUGGUGACCCGAAAUCCAGGCCGCAUCCACCGCCGGGCGCCUGGGGCAGGGGUAGCAGCCGGGCACGUGAGCGGAGCCUCGAGGCGGGGCCGCGGGUGACUCGCAGGCUUGGGGAAGUUUCCGAGGCUCAGCCACCGCCCCGCAGUCCCCGCGUUUGACUAAAUGAAGCGAGCGCAGCCGGCACGUCCGGCCUGCGCGAAGUGCCGCGGCAGCGGCGGGGAGAAGCCUGGCAGGUGACGCCGCGGGCGGAGGCAAAGUUGCAGCGCCGCCUCCCGCGCUCCCGCUCCCCGGCAGGUCUCUUCCCUCCUCGCGGGUCCGCAACCUCUCCCGACCCCGCUCCAGGCCCUGCCUCACCUCCCUCUCCUCCGCCUCCUCCCCUAUCUUCUCCCUGCCCUCAGCCUCGCCGCUACUUUCGUCUCCUCAGGCUCCCGCCUCCCUCCUCUCCUCGGCGCGCGGCCGAGCCCUCGGGGGCGCGCGGCGGGCGCGGGUGGCUCCGAGCCGGGGUUUCCAGAGGCCGCAGCCAAUCUCCGCGCAGCCCGCGGCCGCGUCGCGCCCGAGCCGGGACCCGCCGGCUCCUCCCUUCCCGCCCCCCGCGCGCCCGUCGGGGCCGCGGAGAGGAGCGCGCGGCCGCGCCGAGCCGAGCGGAGCCGAGCGGGGGACGCAGAGCGCGGGAGGAGGCGGCGGCGGCGGCGUGGAGCCCAGGUGGCGCUGCUGCCGGAUGGGAGUGCCCGGGCACAUCUGUGUCGCAGGAGGUCUGCACAUGCACCAUGUCAUCAUGCGUCUCUAGCCAGCCCAGCAGCGACCGGGCCGCCCCCCAGGAUGAGCUGGGGGGCGGGGGCAGCAGCAGCAGCAGCGAAGGUCAGAAGCCCUGUGAGGCCCUGCGGGGCCUCUCCUCCCUGAGCAUCCGCCUGGGCAUGGAGUCCUUCAUCGUGGUCACCGAGUGUGAGCCCGCCUGCGCCGGGGACCACGGCCUGCCCCGGGACCAGCCCCUGCAGGCCCAUGGCGGAGAGAUCACCCUUGACACCUCUGGGUCUCAGGCCCGGCCCCACCUCUCCAGUCGCAAGCUCUCUCUGCAGGAGCGGUCCCUGCUGGAUGCCAAUGGGCGCUGCGUCUGCCCCGCGCUGCCCCACUCGCCAGUGGGCUCCCCGCAGUCCUCGCCGCGGCUGCCCCGGCGCCCCACGGUGGAGUCACACCACGUCUCCAUCACUGGGAUGCAGGACUGUGUACAGCUGAAUCAGUACACACUGAAGGAUGAGAUUGGAAAGGGCUCGUAUGGCGUGGUCAAGUUGGCCUACAAUGAAAAUGACAAUACCUACUACGCAAUGAAGGUGCUGUCCAAAAAGAAACUGAUCCGACAGGCGGGCUUUCCACGUCGCCCCCCUCCCCGAGGUACCCGACCAGCCCCUGGGGGCUGCAUCCUGCCCAGGGGCCCAAUUGAGCAGGUGUACCAGGAAAUUGCCAUCCUCAAGAAGCUGGACCACCCCAACGUAGUGAAGCUGGUGGAGGUCUUGGAUGACCCCAAUGAGGACCAUCUGUACAUGGUGUUUGAACUGGUCAACCAAGGGCCUGUGAUGGAAGUGCCCACCCUCAAACCACUCUCUGAAGACCAGGCCCGUUUCUACUUCCAGGAUCUAAUCAAAGGCAUCGAGUACUUACACUACCAGAAGAUCAUCCACCGGGACAUCAAACCUUCCAACCUGCUGGUGGGAGAAGAUGGGCACAUCAAGAUCGCGGACUUUGGUGUGAGCAAUGAGUUCAAGGGCAGCGAUGCCCUUCUAUCUAACACUGUGGGCACGCCGGCCUUCAUGGCUCCUGAAUCGCUCUCGGAAACCCGGAAGAUCUUCUCCGGGAAGGCACUGGAUGUUUGGGCUAUGGGUGUGACACUGUACUGCUUUGUGUUUGGCCAGUGCCCAUUCAUGGACGAGCGGAUCAUGUGUUUACACAGUAAGAUCAAGAGUCAGGCCUUGGAAUUUCCAGAUCAGCCUGACAUAGCCGAGGAUUUGAAGGACCUGAUCACACGCAUGUUGGACAAGAACCCUGAGUCGAGGAUCGUGGUGCCAGAGAUCAAGCUGCACCCCUGGGUCACGAGGCAUGGGGCGGAGCCGCUGCCAUCGGAGGACGAGAACUGCACACUGGUCGAGGUGACCGAAGAGGAGGUCGAGAAUUCGGUCAAACACAUUCCCAGCCUGGCAACCGUGAUCCUGGUGAAGACCAUGAUACGAAAACGCUCCUUCGGGAACCCGUUUGAGGGCAGCCGGCGGGAGGAGCGUUCCUUGUCAGCGCCCGGAAACUUGCUCAGCAAAAAACCAACCAGGGAGUGUGAGCCCCUGUCUGAGCCCAAGGAAGCAAGGCAGCGAAGACAGCCUCCAGGGCCCCGACCCGGCCCCCGUAGAGGAGGAGGAAGUGCUCUCAUGAAAGGCGGCCCUGGCGUGGAGAGUUGGGGGGUCCCAGGCCCCGGCUCCGUAGAGCACACUCAUCCUGCGUGGCCGGACGAGGUGAUGGAGUAGCCGCCGGACCGCCGCGACUGCGCAUGCACGUCUCACCUCCGCUGGCGGCGCCCUGUGUUUCCAUAGCAGCAUGUCCUACGGGAAACCGAGCACGUGUGUAGAGCCUUGACCGUCAUCUCUGGUUGUUUUGUUUUGUUUUGUUUUUAGUUUGUUUGAUUUCUUUCUUAUUUUAAAGGGGACAAAAAAAAAAAAAGACGACUCCAUGACAUCGACUUUGGCCGCUGGCUGGCUGAAUGGGCGGGUGUGAGGAGUUGCAGACCCAAAGCCACGUGCAUUGGGGGACAAUUGCUUUUUAAGACGUUUUUAUGCCAAAAAUCCUUCCUUGUGAACUCAGAAUGGUGUCAAGUGAUACCAAGUGAAUGUGUGUGAGGUUUGAACGUCGGGAAGAACUGGCAGGAAACUCUGAUGGUGUGGUCCGAGGCCACACUUGGCUGCAUUUGAAAGGGAGAGGAAGGGCAGGUGUGACUUCAUGCAAAACCCCAAACCGUGGCACCUUCUAGAAUGUGGAUUCAUGGAGUCAGGACAGGGCUAGCCCUCAGUAUCAGCUGCAGCCUGAUUCGAUGCAACUUAUUCCUAAGAAGGACUAUAAAUUUUUUUAAUGAGUAGAGCUGUAAUCAGGAAAACGGAAAGGGCUUGAUACAUAAGAGCUUGGCAGGGGGCAGAUUUUCCAUUGCCAGAAGGGCAUUCGGUGGUUAUGGUGGGAGGUCUCCCCUCAAGGAUUAAAUAAGUGUGUUUAUGACAGCCACUUAGAGCUGAAACUUUUCUUAAAUAGUUGAAGGAGCUCUAGUAAAUCUCUUGUUAAAUUACAGAAACUUCAGGGUGACAUUAAAUCCUACACUUCCAUGUACGUUACAUGGCUUAAGAAUAAACAACAACAAAUACUUUCAAUUUUCUAACUAGUCUGAACUCUUGAGCAGUUCAGAAAUCAUUUCGAGCUUCCAGGAGCUAUCCCAUGGCUUCAGGUGUGUGAUCAAGAGUUAGCGCCAAUGACAUCUAUCCUGUGUAUUAGCAGCUCAGCUUGCUUAUAACCUGUGUAUUCUAGAGGCUGCUAAGAUUCUGUUUUCUUCUUCAGCACUAGCUGAUUGUUGUAGUCAGUGAAACAGUUAUCCAGUUUGUGGAGGGCUAGUUAGGAAAUACUUUCAUUCAGCUGAGACAUAAACGAUCAUCCUUAUUGGCAAAGCUCUGUUAGGAUCUAAACAAUAACUGUAGGGCACCCUUUUAGAGAAGAUUCUUGAAACCUAGAGCAGUCUUCAGGUCCAAGGCAACCAGGGCUUGGCACAGGAAGUCCCCUUUUGUAGCCAGCAGUCCAGAAAGAAAAAAGUGUAUGUUUUUGACUUCCAACUAACAUUGGGAAGUUCGAUUGCAGUUCAAGUGUGACUUCUUCCAGAGUCCCGUGUGGGUAAUUGUGAGGUUCAAGAGGGAGGAAAAUUGGAAGGACUUGGCCUGGGGGAUUCCCAGUGCUUUGUGGAAUUUGCCUUGAGGAAAAGUGUCGGUAAUUGGGAUCAGAAGCAUGAGCUCUUCUGUAGCUUCUGGCUGAUCUGUGUUGAAAGGGGCACUUUCUGCAGACAGAGCAGCAGGUCUUGUGUCUGCUGCCAAGUGUGUUCACAGAGCUUCCGCAGAUCUUCGUAAGCUCUUGACUGUCGUUUAGCCAGACUCUUCUUUCUACCUUAUAAGCAGUACAGUUAGAGAAGGCUGGUUUCCAAGAGUCAAGGACACCCAUCUGAUGGAGGGUCCUCUGGCCUGCUUUCUUUCUGUAAUCUAGUACUUCUUCCUCCUGUGCUUGUUUAAAUCUACAGGCUCCACCCCUCCUGGGAACAAAUGGGUCUGGUUAGUUUGCAGUAAGCACCUUGCAGUGGUUCAAGUCAGCCUGCUCUUCGUCUUAGUCCGUGUGGACGCUGACCUGGUAGUGGGGGGCUCGCCCGGAGAGGCAGGGGCUGAUAGCAUGCAUAGCCUCUGCAGAACUCCUCCUGUGUUUACACAACUGCAUCGGGCGAUGCCAUCUCUCCCGCCAUGAAAUCCACUGAAGAUUUCACAUGUGGAAAGCCAGCGAUCAGGCAGCACUGAACUGUUCAGGCAGGUGGGUUGGGGGAGGCCCAUGUUCAUUACUGUUUUUUUUUUUUUUUUUUUUUACACUAAGAAACACCAAAGAAAGCUGUGGAAAAGAACCACCCCACCGAGAAAAGGAUGAGCAGGGAGGGCUGUAACAGAAAGCAUUAGAGCUACUUGGAGCGCAGACUCUUGGGGUUUGUCUCCACUCUUAGAGCACAAACACUGAUUUUUUUUCCCAAAGCCAACUCUGUCAGAAAAGGGCAGAAGCUGUUAUGAGCAGCUUUUCUACGUAAGCAAAAAGGAUGCCUAUCCUUCUCUUCCAUUACUGGCUCAUCUGUGGGACCAAUUUUUAAGCAAGCGGUGGCCUGCGCCUGUGGCCUUGAAGAAGCACAUGUUCUCUAUCCAUCUUUCUUCCGCCCUGUUUCACUUCCCCAUCUGUUCCACAGCCUGGCCGGUGGCUCCCAUAAAGCCUUAUCUAGCCCCUUGCUGGCACUUGGGGCCGGAGAGGCCAUCUACCCGCUGGUCUGGCCUUUCUCGUAAGCUAGGGCUCUCGUCCUCCAAGCCUUUCAGGAUGAGGCAAAGAACUGUGCAAUUUAGACACAUAGGCUCCACCUGUCGCUCUCACCCAUCUUCCAAAGGGGAGCUUCACAUCACCAGGGGGAAGAACCAAGACCUCCACUCGCUUCCAAGGUGCUAGGGAAGGUUUCAAGGUCAUUGAUUUCAAUCUUCUCUCCAGCUUUACAGGCCGAGUUUCAUGGGACUACUGACUUUUCUAUUCUGUGGUUGAUUUCAUGCCCGAUGCUUCUGUUUUAUUCCUGAUCCUUUCUACUAUGCAUUUUCCUUUUAUCAGGUGUACAAAGUUAAAUACUGUGUAUUUAUCACUGAAAAGUACAUGAACUUAAGAGAAAAAUAAGCCUUCAGUGUUUUUCCACAAAUGUUUAAGCGUCUCUGUAAACUUGAAAUAAACAGCAAAAUGGUGCAAAA
This is a messenger RNA of Cervus elaphus (red deer), 6425 nucleotides long. RefSeq names its product calcium/calmodulin dependent protein kinase kinase 2 (gene CAMKK2). Gene Ontology annotation, molecular function: protein kinase activity; ATP binding. The transcript is spliced from 17 exons. Bases 1653 to 3392 code for a protein of 579 amino acids. The record is from RefSeq and is a predicted model, not a curated record. Gene Ontology annotation, biological process: protein phosphorylation; activation of protein kinase activity; CAMKK-AMPK signaling cascade. Lineage: Eukaryota; Metazoa; Chordata; Mammalia; Artiodactyla; Cervidae.